Molecule: messenger RNA, 2256 nt
Organism: Capronia epimyces CBS 606.96
Lineage: Eukaryota; Fungi; Ascomycota; Eurotiomycetes; Chaetothyriales; Herpotrichiellaceae
Exons: 3
Coding region: 1-2256 (751 amino acids)
Source: RefSeq, a predicted model, not a curated record
AUGGCCAAUUACGGAAUAGCGCAACUUGGCAUUGGCUGCGCCACGAGGGUGAAGGUCUUGACCUUGAGCGUGCGUCCAGGCCUUCCAAACCUUCCAAACUUCCUUCUGGUGUCUAAUCUUCUUGCAGGAUGGGAGGAGGCCAGUCUGCCUGGGGCAUCGGCCUACUCGUAUGCCGCUUCAGACGUCUUCAACAACCCAGGAGCACCAGCAGGUGAUGCCGGUCGCUUUCCUCCAACAGGACCUCGUUAUGAAGCAUCGAGAGACUAUGCACCGAGAGCUCAACCUGGCACGCCAGCAGCACUACAGCCCUUUUCCAACGGUCAACUUGCUCGAGGUGCUCCGUUCGGCAGACAGGGCACAGCAAUCAGACCUCCGGUGACCAAAAGUGCGGUACAACUUCGUUUCGAAAGUGGCCAGCCCGCAGAUGGAGAACAUCAACUUGCAUCAACCUGGCGAGCCCACCAAACGACCGCUUUGAGGAGUGACCGAGGAAGUCAGCCGCAUCCGAUACAGACGCUGCAAGACAUCAUGUUCAAAUGCGGCACCUACAUCAGGAAGCCAGAUGAUCAGGAUCAGAGGCUCUUCAUCUGGGGAGCGCCGCAGCAGAUUGCCGAUACCAAGGCAGCACUUGCAAAUUGGGAAGAGAGCGUUCGUACCUCCGCAGAUGCCUCCAAGAACCAGAGUUGGUUCAGAUCCAGUGCCCUUGACGGUCGUGCAGAACACCGUCUUGAGCGCCAGAGCAAGCAGAGGGCAUUUGACGAUCUUUUGAGGCAGGUGUCGCUCGACUACUCCUAUGAAGCUGCUUUCGUAUGGCCCAAAGAGCUGGACAUUGAGGACUUCGCAAACUACCACGCCGACGUUCUGGAUCAACUCAGAAGCACCUACCACUGUCGCGUUGGCUUCCAGUCGGAGGGUGCGCAGACCAUCGUCAUCGGCGCCAAUUCGGAGAGAGAUGUCGUCAAUAUCAUGAAUCGAGUGUUAAACUUGAUCAAGGAGAUUGUUUCCCGCCGCGACCACCUUGUCACCGUCAACUUGGUACAUCCUCCUCACCACUCAAUCUACAGAGAUCGUGUUGGUCUUCAGGACCGGGAUCCCCUCACCGACUCGUAUCUCCCAACCCUGCACGGCAUGCCCGCCCCGGACGAAGUCAAGUGGGUGAAGGAACGACGCCGGACGCACAUCAACAAUCGCAAGAAGAUCAAGAAGACGAUUGACGCAUCCAUCAAGCGGCUCCGAAUCUCACAACAGCACGUCCGCAUGCGGGUCGUCUUUGGAGAGCUAGGCUUCAAAUUGUUCCAGAGACCGUCCGAUGGUUCUGGCACAUACUCAUUCGAUGACUUCUUUUCCAUGGUCACCAAAGGCCGCACCAAGCUCAGCAUGAACAGUAUCCCUGUCCGACAAGGUGACAUCACAGAACUGCCGGAUGUUCUUGACUCGAUGGAUGCUUUUCAUAACGGCACGGAAUUCUACGGGGCUUUCUUUGAUUUUCCCGCAACCAACAGUAGUGCAACUCUCCGGUUGGAGACCCUGAUCAAACCUGUUGGCGAGGAGGACUACGAGUUCUUGGAGCGUCGCUGGGUCGAGUUUGGCGACACGGUGUCUCGACUCCAAGUCAGUCUCUUCAACUUUGAGCGGCCAGAUUACCAAAUCACCAUCGACGCUUUCCCGAUGCAUUCCAACAAGCAGAUCAAGGGUCAGAUGAUGGCGCAGUUCCAGAACGACAUCACCUUCAAGCGUCCGCCAGAUGGUAUCAAGGCACCCCCACACAGACGUGUCAAAUAUCCUCCAGGUCAAAAGGGACUGAAAACCGUAUCGGAGCUCACUGUCAAGAAGUGGAGAUUCAAAGACACCGAUGGCUUUUUCGAACUUCGUCGAAAGGAGCUUUACGACGAGAGACAGGUCCAGUACUCUUCAAGCCCGGUUGAGACCCGCUGGCACGCCCUGUACUACUACCCCGAAUGGGACAACCUGAUGGGCGAGUUCGGCACGCUCAAGCCAGGCGAGGAUGUGAGCUGGCCAAUUUCGGUCGCCACCUUCUUCCCCGAAAGCGGCGUCGCCGAUGGCAGGGCUCUCCCCCAAGGUUUCAAGAACUUCAUCAACGAGGUAGAGGAGAUCCAGGACUUGUUGGCCGAAGCCAUCGCCCAGGUUGCCAAACGUGGACAGGACGACGUGGACAUGAAUGCAAAUGCAAAUGCGAACGUGAAUGGAAAUGCAAAUGCAAAUGCGAACGUGAAUGGCCAGGCUCAGAGUGCCUAG